Molecule: messenger RNA, 1845 nt
Organism: Prorocentrum cordatum
Lineage: Eukaryota; Dinophyceae; Prorocentrales; Prorocentraceae
Source: the annotation of a GenBank genome assembly
GAGUUCUCGCUCCCGGAGGGCAACCACAAGGGCGAUUACGACGCCUGCAUGAAGUGCGGGGCCCGAUGGGAACGAGCCCCUCAUUUCGGCAACGCGGUCAAGGUCGAGCCCGGUUCGACAGCGGUGAAGAUGGAGUUUCCUGUGGAGGUGGAGGUUCCAGCGUGCCCAGUCCACGGGGCACCCAUGGAGAGGGCGCACGACCGCUACGAGAAGAAGCACGUGCACUUGUGCACGGUACAGGCUUGCGAGGAGACAAAGGAGAUUACGCUGGAGGGAUUCGAUAAGAUGAACGUGUCACUCUACUUCGGACGCCUAGACGAUAACGACGAGACGGAUGUCGUGAUCAUCGUGGCGCCAGUCAAUGUGAACAGCUUCGCGAAUGGCGACCUCUUCGGCGACCAGAUCGGCAGUGGGUACAUGGGCAGGUUCGCGGAUCGGGUCGACUACAUCACAGAGGACCGCGAGGACGACGCGAGUGACAGCGUCGAUAUCUUCAGGGUGCGGAGCGGGGCUAUCACGAGCGUCUUGUCUGACGACGACGGGCAUGCAGUCAUUCCCAAAGGACUUUUGCCGCGGGGCCUGGAGAGCUACCCAGGAAUGGCGCUGACGUCACGGAGAUCGACAGCCGACCUCGUGCCGCGCAACACUGUAUCCGACAUGGGCUCCAACCUGGAAGUCAUCGAUCAGGAGCAGCCGCUGAUCAUUAUCCACAGCCCGCCGUGCAAGGUGCGGAGCCGCAUCAGGGAUCUGUCAAACUACAAGCGCGACCAGGGCCUGGCCGAUGCCGACGGGAUCGGCUGGAUCAACGCCGACAUGCGCGAGUUCAACCUACGCGUCGACGGGGGCAAGCUCAACCGCAAGCCUACCAGCAUCCUCAGUAACAGCAUUGAGGUCAAAUUGCCGGCGUACAUCGACCAGGCCGACGACACCGAGAUCGAGCCGAUGGACACAAACCGUCUCCGGGGCCUCAUCCAGGCGCGGAAGACGAACCACAACGAUGGGGGGGACCCAGCAGAGGAGGAGGAGGCCACGGGCGAGCAGCUUGCGGCCCUCGCCUUCCGGGUGCAGUCCGGGGCGACCCCGUGCGUCGACAUGGGGAUCUGGCGCCCGAGAGGGGCCCGGGUCGCCCGCGCGUUCAAGUUCAAUGCGCACGCCCCCCAGCCGGGCGGGGGGUUCCAGCAGCGCGAGUGCAGCGGGCCGGCCUCGCUCCAGGAGUUGGCUGCGUUCCUGGCGGGUCUUCUCCUGGGAGAGGCCAGCGGGGCGCGCCUCGACCGGCACAAGGAGAAAGUCUCCCCGCGGUGCUGGUUCAUCGCGGCGCUGGCAGACAUGCACAUGCGCAGCGAGCACCUCGAGCGCAUCCCGAGGGGGCCUGGUCACGGCGAAGACGAAAAUUUCCGGGGCAAGGAGUUCGACGAGGAGGCGCUCUGGCACGCGACGCACGCGCAGUCCCUGGCCUCGGCCACCGACGACGGCACCGGGCCCCUGCGGGAGGUUGCCCGGGGCAGCAAGCGGGCGGCGCAGCGCGAGGAGGCCGCGGGCGGUCCGACCCAAGGGCGCUCCAAGCGCGGCGGGGGGGCCGAGCUCACCCCCCGCGCGGUCGGCCCGGCGGCAGGCGCCGGCGGCGGCGGGAGGCCGCCGUGGCAGAACUGGGGUGGCGGGCGCGGCGGCGGCGGCAAGGGCGGCGGCGAGGGCGCCGGCGGAGGCGUCACAGGGGCCGGCAAGGGCGCGGAGGCCCGCGCGUCGAACGGCCAGUACUUCUGGACAACAGAGGGCGCGCAGAUCUGCUGGGACUGGAACUGGGCCCCGAGCGGGCGCAGCGAGCCGUGCCCGAUGCGGCGCGCGCAC